UUUCGCAUAGAUGCACCGCGUAGAGGCGCCUCAGCGACGCCGUGCGCAAGCGCAUGGGAGUGGGAGUAUCGCCAAUCAGGGCAAAGAUGCGCACGAAAGAACGAAAAUUGGUCUUUUCGAAGUUAUGGACUUUGGUGAACUGAACAAUAUGUAAUCUUACAUACAUAUUUAUACGUAUGUAUAUGAUUGGAGGAACAACUUCAUAUUAUUGACUACGUUCACUGCAUGAAAUUUUCGAAUCAUAAAUUUUCCAUUUAUUUACAUGCACGAGAGAUGAAAUUGGUAUUAAAGCGUGUAAAUUCGAAAAUUCAAAUAAGUAAAGUAAAUACACCAUAUUUUAAAUAUGACUUGUAUAAAAAGGACGCAAUAGUUAAUUGUGUUUAGUUCAACUGUAAUGAUGUGUUGCAUCUUGUGUGUUGUAAACAUAGAGGUGCAGCUAAUUCGUUAUACAAAAUUUGAUAGAAUUAAUAAUGACUCGAAUGUAUAAAUUUUUGUAACUCUAUAAUAAUAAGGGAUUAUAAAAUACGAUUUUAGUUGAAUUUUUAGUCAAUUAGUAACUCAAAAAGCAUGCCUAUACUUAACUUAUGUAUUUUAAAUAUAUAAAAAGAACCAUAGUUCUUUAUGAACUAACUUAUUUGAUGAGAAAUGCAAAUGCAAAUACCUUUAGGAUUCAGCCAAGAUGAGAAGACAAAUUCAUCUUGGUCAAGGAAGGAAAGGAGAAAAUGGUUUUUAUCAUUAUUAUGUGGCACUUGUCUUAUAUAUGCCACAAGGACAUCUGUCCCUUUAUUAAUGCCAAUUAUAAGUAAAGAGAAACAAUGGUCCAAACCAGAUUCUGGAAUAAUAUUAUCCAGUUUCUUUGGGGGUUAUACAUUAACACAAGUUGCAAGUGGUUAUAUUAGUGAUAAAGUUGGGGGACAGAAGGUGUUAUUGGUUUCAGCUUUUGGAUGGUCUAUGACAACAUUCUUUAUGCCAGAAAUCAUAGAAUUUUUUUCAAAAAGUGAAGCAUCUGUACUAUUAGUAGCAAUAGUAAGAACAAUAAAUGGGGCUUUCCAAGGAAUGCACUUUCCUAGUAUGAUUAGUUUGAUUAGUCAACGAUUACACGAAACAGAAAGAGCAUCAUUCUUUAGUUUAUUGACAUCUGGAUCUGCUCUUGGGACAUUACUCACUGGAUCCUUAGGUUCCUACUUAUUGGAAAAUUAUAACUGGAUGACAGUCUUUCAAAUUUUAGGAGGUUUGAGCUUGGUAUGGACACUUCUAUUAAGUUACCAUAUUCUACCAUUUAAGGAAAAAGCAGCUUCCAUUAAAUCAACUACUAGCUACAGUUUGCCUUGGUUGAAGCUUCUGAAAAAACCUCCAUUCUGGGCAUGUGUAAUAGGUCAUGCUUGCCAAAAUAAUUGCUUUUUUGUACUGUUGUCAUGGAUGCCAGCAUAUUUCCAUGAUACAUUUCCUGAAAUAAAGGGUUGGGUUGUAAAUAUGGUACCAUGGUUGUCUAUAUUACCCUGUACAUUUUUGGGCAAAGCACUUUCCGAAAAAAUUAUAAAAGCUGGCUACUCUGUUACAGUAACACGUAAAAUAAUUGAAACAAUAUGUUUUAUAACUGAAAUUAUAAGUUUAUUGCUUCUAGCAAAUGUGACAACUUUUCAAAGUGCUAUAAUCUGUCUUGCAUUUAUAAUUGGUGGAUCAGGUUUUCAUAACAAUGCAAUAGCUGUAAAUCCUUCAGAUCUUGCACCCAAGCAUUCUGGCAGUGUAUUUGGGUUAAUGAAUACUGUCGGUGCUAUACCUGGAUUUCUUGGAGUAUAUUUUUCUGGACAUAUUCUGCACGUAACACAUAGUUGGUCUGUUGUAUUUAUAUUUAUAGCUAUAAUAGAUGCAUUAGGAUGUAUUAUAUAUUUAUUAUUUGGUUCUGGUCACGCAAUUAUAUAAAAUAUUAUGAACCAAAUUUUUUGUUAUCUC
This is a messenger RNA of Osmia bicornis bicornis, 1953 nucleotides long. It is a transcript of the gene MFS18, whose product is annotated as solute carrier family 17 member 9. NCBI's taxonomy places the organism in Eukaryota, Metazoa, Arthropoda, Insecta, Hymenoptera, Megachilidae. The record is from RefSeq and is a predicted model, not a curated record. The transcript has 8 exons. Gene Ontology annotation, molecular function: transmembrane transporter activity. Gene Ontology annotation, biological process: transmembrane transport. Bases 646 to 1923 code for a protein of 425 amino acids.